This is a messenger RNA of Closterium sp. NIES-67, 1368 nucleotides long. NCBI's taxonomy places the organism in Eukaryota, Viridiplantae, Streptophyta, Zygnematophyceae, Desmidiales, Closteriaceae. The record is from the annotation of a GenBank genome assembly.
CUGCCUCCCAUCCCAUGUUUUUUCAACUUGCAUGUGUGGUUUGAAUGUGCAAGCAUUUGUGUGGUGUGUGUUCUGGAGUUUGGGAAUGUGUUAUGUGUUAUUUUGUUUGAGCAGGUAUUUGUGAUGAUAGAUCUUGAGAAGAUCUUUCCGACGCAACAAGAAUCUCUUCAAUUGGAGCAACAACGCGAAAGCUAUGAAGAUUCAAAGUUCAUGAGCUUGCGUUACAAUUGCGGCGGUUACAAAGUGAAGUUGUGGGGUGACUUUAUAUGGAGUUGGGACCUUUGGGGUUGGGGAAAUUCGUCACUCUACUGUAACAGCUGCAAAUUGGUUGGGAACAACCAAGCUAGCUUUGGAUGGCUCCAACUAUGAGGAAUGGAGCGGACGGAUGAGGAGUGCCUUCAAACGCUACAAGCUCCUGAAGAUUGCUGUUGGGGAAGAGAAGAUGCCGGAAGAAGGCGAAGCACGUGAACGGUGGAUUGAGAAAAGCACGGUGCUUUUCGACCUCAUCCUUCAAUCGGUCAACAAGGAGAUGUUCGAGCACAUCAAGGAUCUUGUCGCCCUUGUGAAGAAUAGGGUGCUGGCUACAGUUGGAGAUAAGGAGUGGAUCCCAUAUGCCAAGUGGUAUGGGAGUGCUCCAGCGGUGAACAUGCUGAGGGCAUUUGGGUGCAUGGUAGUGUUUCAUGUGCCUAAGGAGAAAAGAGGGAAGCACAAGUAUGGACCUGAAGGGGAGCUGACCCGCUACAAGUCCAGGCUUGUGGCAAGGGGGUUUCAGCAGACAAAAGGGAAGGACUAUGAUGAGGUGUUUGCUCCUGUGGGGAAAGGAACAACACUGAGGGUGCUGUUGGCGAUAGCUGCACUCCUGGGAUGGAAGAUUCGGCAGAUGGAUAUUGUGACUGCCUUUCUGAAUGGGAUCAUUAUGGAGGAGGUGUACAUGAAGCAGCCAGAGGGGCUGGAUGACGGGAGCGGCAGGCCAGAGGGGGAGAUUGUUGUGUGAUGUCAUCAUAUGCUAUCACAUUCUGUCUGCCUCCCAUCCCAUGUUUUUUCAACUUGCAUGUGUGGUUUGAAUGUGCAAGCAUUUGUGUGGUGUGUGUUCUGGAGUUUGGGAAUGUGUUAUGUGUUAUUUUGUUUGAGCAGGUAUUUGUGAUGAUAGAUCUUGAGAAGAUCUUUCCGACGCAACAAGAAUCUCUUCAAUUGGAGCAACAACGCGAAAGCUAUGAAGAUUCAAAGUUCAUGAGCUUGCGUUACAAUUGCGGCGGUUACAAAGUGAAGUUGUGGGGUGACUUUAUAUGGAGUUGGGACCUUUGGGGUUGGGGAAAUUCGUCACUCUACUGUAACAGCUGCAAAUUGGUUGGGAACAACCAAGCUAGG